AUGGGCAAUGAGCGGCGCCUGGUAAUCCUCUGCCACCUGUCCGAACGCGAACACUCCGUGACCGAGCUUUGCCGGCUGGUUGGGCUCAGUCAAUCCGCCCUGUCCCAACAUCUGGCCAAGCUUCGCCGGGACAACCUGGUGAAGACCCGCCGCAACGCGCAAACGGUGCUCUACUCGGUAUCCAGCCCCGAGGUGGGCAAGAUGUUGAGCGCCCUGAGCGAGCUCUACGUGAACUGCUGCGCGGCGCGGCAGCCCGCACCGACCGAUACCGCUUCGGUGGACGGCGCUGCCAGCCGCUCCGGCGGCGCAGAGACAGCGGCCGAGGGCGCAGCCCUGCGCAAGCCCAGCUGCACGCGCUGGUUUACGAUGCCUCUGCACGUUUUGACCUGCGAUGUUCGCGGCACUCCCACGAUUACUCCCGCAAAGCCCGACCCCGUCGACGUCUCCAUAGGUUCCAGGUUGCGGCUCCGGCGCCUGGCCCUUGGCCUCAGCCAGAGCAGCCUGGCGAACUCUUUGGGUAUUACAUUUCAGCAGAUUCAGAAAUACGAGCGCGGCACCAACCGUAUCGUCGCCAGCCGCCUUUACCGCCUGUCCCAGGUUCUGCAGGUCCCGGUUCAGUAUUUCUUCCAGGAGCUCUCCGCCAGAGAAGCGCCCGGACAGCCGCCCGCCGCCGGCCAGACCGACAUCGAGUCACCGGAACGUGUGUCCGACCUGAUGACCCAGCGUGAUAUGCUUCGUCUCGUCCAAGCCUACAGCCGAAUUGAGGAUGCCACGGUCCGGCGGCAGAUCUAUGCAUUGGUCAAGACAAUCGGCGAGUCUUUCGGCGGGUCAAGUAACGGGCGUCGGCGUGCCCCGGCUGCAGCCGGGACGGGCCUUUUCGUCCUGGCCGCCCUUGCUGUGGCCUGGUCUCAGCAGAGCGCCCGGUCCGAGAGCGGUUCGCCGGUGCGCGGCACGGCCGAGAUCAUCGAUGGCGACUCGCUCUCCGUUGCCGGGCAGAACUACGAUCUGGCCGGGGUCGAUGCGCCCGAGCUGGCGCAGCGCUGCACCCGCAAAGAGCGCUUCUAUGACUGUGGAUUGCUUGCGCAGGCGGCCCUUAUGGAUCUGACCGCCGGUGUCGAGGUCGAAUGCCGGCGGCUGAAAGGCCGCGCCGCAUCCGCCGAUGUACCGCUGGCGCGCUGCACCGCGGCGGGAUACGACCUCUCGGAGGGCAUGAUCUACACCGGCUGGGCUCUGGUCCGGCCUGAUGACGAUCCCGCAGAGCGCUAUGGGGCGCUCUUCGGUCCGAUUCAGCACGGCGCGGAGGAAGCCCGGCGCGGCCUCUGGAAAGGCGAGUUCGUCGCGCCCUGGGCCUGGCGCGACGGCCAGCGUCUGGCGGGCCACUGCAGCGCCACUAUGGCGGCUGUUGACUGCAGUGCCUUCGGGGGAAGGAACGAUGGCGGUGGCACGACUUCCGACGAUGACAGCGGCCUUGACGGCGGCUACUUUUCACCCACCUAUGCGUCCUCUGCCCAGGGCUCUCCCUAUCGCGACGUCUACUCCCGAACCUUCGGAUCGGCGACAGCCGCCCCUGAAGCCCUGCAGACCCCUCGUGCCGCCGCGCCAGUGGCCGCCUCCGGCCCCGCCGGUGAGGUCGUCUUCGUCAUCGACAGCAAGGGGCUGGCCACGUAUCGCGCAGACGAUUACGCCGGCGGUCGUGGCGAUGCGAUUGCGCGCGGAGCGGUUCCGCCGAUGCCGGAAACGGCAACCAUCGCCGGGGCCGUGCCGCAGGUCCCCACCGUUGCGGACAACCUCUACCUGCGGCCGCCGCUGGAAACCGCCGGCGGGCCGCAGCCGGCCACGCCGGUGCUGCUCAUUCCCUCACCCGAAACCAAGGCCGAUGCCGUUUCGCUCCCGCUGCUGGGGCCAGAGGCCAUCGAAGCCUUGAUCGCGGACUCUCAAAGCCUGCGCUACCGCCCGGCACGACCGGUGAUCGGAGAAGGCGACAAGCGCGUCUGGCAGGACUGCGAAGUGAGCUGCGCGGUUCCCGAUGACGGCGCUCUUGCCGCCUGCGCUGCGGCGCUGGACGCCGCCUUCACCGAUGCCCUGGCACUGUUGACGCCGCCGCCCCUGACGGAAGGCUUUGCCGUCAACGAUCUCAUCGUCCAGCGCUACCCCAAAGGCUCCGGCGGGAUCACGCCCCACCGCGACCAUAUCGCCUACCGCGGCCUCAUCUCCGUCAUCACCCUGAGCGGCCCGGGCGGUGGCGGCGCCGCCCGGCUGGCUGGUGCUGAUGCGCGGACCAGGGCUCUAUGGCAGAACCGACCGCCCCUUUCACUUCGUCGACCGCUUCGAGACGCCGCGGGUCAGCGUCGGCCUGCGCUACGACCGCAGACUGGCGGUUUGACCGGCCGCCGGUUCUUCAGCGGUGCCUCUCCUGGGAACCAGCCGGGGAGUUCACCGGGGUGCUUGGCCUGUCCCCGCGCGGGUGAUACGACAACCGUCCCGGCUUUCGCCCUGAACCGAACACCUCCCAGAUCCGGCCUUCGCCCAGAAACCGCCAUGCGCACCGACGACUUCGAUUUCGACCUGCCGCGCGCGCUGAUCGCCCAGCAUCCGAUCGAGCCGCGCGAGACCGCGCGCCUGCUGCAUGUGGGGCCGGUUCUGGCGGACCGGACCAUCGCCGACCUGCCCCGCCUGUUGCGCCCCGGCGACCUGCUGGUCAUCAACGACACCAAGGUGAUCCCGGCGCGGCUGACCGGCACAAGGGGCAGCAGCGGCAUCGAGGUCACCCUGCACAAGGCGGUGGACGCCGGCACCUCGGCCAGGACCUGGAAGGCUUUUGCGCGCCCGGCGCGUAAGCUCUCUGCCGGCGACCGGAUCGUUUUCGCCGAGGACUUCGGCGCCGCGGUCGCCGAAAAGGGCGAGGGCGGCGAAGUCACCCUGGUCUUCGACGAAGCGGGCAGCGACCUGCUGGCCGCGUUGGACCGCCACGGGAUCAUGCCGCUGCCGCCCUACAUCAAGCGCGACUCCGGGGGCGAUCCGCAGGACCGGGAGGACUACCAGACGGUCUUCGCGGAACGGGCCGGCGCCGUCGCCGCGCCCACCGCCGGCCUGCACUUCACCGAGAGCCUGCUGGCCGCACUCGAAGGGGCCGGGAUCGACCGGGUGGCGGUCACCCUGCAUGUCGGCGCCGGCACCUUCCUGCCGGUGAAGACAGACGACCCCGCCGCCCACCGGAUGCACAGCGAGACCGGCGAAAUCACCCGCGACGCCGCGGACAGGAUCAAUGCUGUCCGGGCCGCUGGCGGGCGCAUCGUCGCGGUCGGCACCACCGCGCUGCGCCUGCUGGAGAGCGUUGCCGCGGACGACGGCACGGUCACGCCCUUCGUCGGCGACACCGAUCUUUUCAUCCUGCCGGGCCACCGCUUCAAGGCCGUGGACCUGCUGCUGACCAACUUCCACCUGCCGCGGUCGACCCUUUUCAUGCUGGUCUGCGCUUUUGCCGGCAAGGCGCGCAUGGAGGCCGCCUACGCCCACGCCGUCGCUGAGCAGUACCGCUUCUACUCCUACGGCGAUGCCUGCCUGCUGGAGCCGGAGGGCGCCCGCCGCGGGCAGCUUGAGACGGCGCACGGGACGAUCAAUACGCCCGCCUUCAUGACCGUCGGCACCGCCGCCACCGUGAAGGGACUGACUCCUGACCAGGUGCGCGAAAGCGGGGCCGAGAUCCUGCUCGCCAACACCUACCACCUGAUGCUGCGCCCAGGGGCGGAGCGGGUUGCGCGCCUGGGCGGCCUGCAUCGUUUCAUGAACUGGCCGCGGCCGAUCCUGACGGAUUCCGGCGGCUACCAGGUGAUGUCGCUGCAGGAACUGCGCAAGAUCACCGAGGAGGGCGUCACCUUCCGCUCCCACCUGGAUGGCGAGCGCCACGCCCUGACGCCGGAGCGGGCGGUGGAAAUCCAGGAGCUUCUCGACGCCAACAUCACCAUGGUGCUCGACGAGUGCACGCCUUACCCGGCGACGGAGGCGGAAGCGCGCGAGUCCAUGGAGCGUUCCAUGCGCUGGGCGGCCCGCUGCCACAAGGCCUUUACCGUGCGGCCGGGCUAUGGGCUCUUCGGCAUCGUCCAGGGCGGUGUCUAUCCGGCGCUGCGGCGUGCCUCCGCCGAGGCGCUGAUCGAGAUCGGUUUCGACGGCUAUGCGGUCGGCGGGCUGGCCGUCGGCGAGGGACAGGCGGUGAUGUUCGAGGUGCUGGACGCCACGGUCCCGCAUAUGCCGGCAACCCAUCCGCGCUAUCUCAUGGGCGUCGGCAAGCCGGCGGACAUCGUCGGCGCCGUCGCCCGCGGCAUCGAUAUAUUCGACUGCGUGCUGCCGACCCGAUCGGGGCGCACCGGCCAGGCCUUCACCCGCCGCGGCAGCGUGAACAUCCGCAACGCGCGCCAUCAGGACGAUGCCCGCCCGCUGGAUCCGGACUGCCCCUGCCCGACCUGCACCAACUACUCCCGCGCCUAUCUGCACCAUCUCUUCAAGGCGAAGGAGAUGCUUGGCCCGAUCCUGCUGACCCGCCACAAUCUGGCCUAUUAUCAGGAACUCAUGGCCGGCCUGCGCCAGGCAAUCGAGGACCAGACGCGGGAGACCUCCCUGCCCUCUAAAAAGGCGGCAAUCCGGGAGCGGGCCCUGGCGCUGGGGUUCGACGCCGUGGGCUUUGCCAGGGCGGAGGUCGCCCCCGACGCAGCCGCCGCGCUGAAGGAGUUCCUGGCGGCGGGCUAUCACGGUGAGAUGGACUGGCUGGCCCGCAAUGCGGAACGCCGCGCCAACCCGAAGGCGCUCUGGCCGGAAGCGCGCAGCGUCGUCGUUCUGGGCCAGAACUACGGCCCCGCCGAAGACCCCCUGGCGCUGCUGGACGAACCGCAGCGUGCGGCAAUCUCCGUCUACGCCCGCAACGCCGACUAUCACGACCUGAUGAAGAAGCGUCUGAAGGCCCUGGCGCGCUGGAUGCAUGAGGAUCUGGCGGCCGGAGUGAAGGUCUUCGUCGACACCGCGCCGGUGAUGGAAAAACACCUGGCGCAGGCCGGCGGCCUCGGCUGGCAGGGCAAACACAGCAACCUCGUGUCGCGCGCGCUGGGCUCCUGGCUGUUUCUCGGCGAGGUCUACACCGAUCUGGAAGUCGAAGCCGACAGGGCGGAAAGCGAUCACUGCGGAAGCUGCCGCAACUGUCUCGACAUCUGCCCUACCGACGCCUUCCCGGCCCCCUACAAACUCGACGCGCGGCGCUGCAUCUCUUACCUCACCAUCGAACACAAGGGGCCGAUCCCGCUGGAGUUCCGCAAGGCCAUGGGCAACCGCAUCUACGGCUGCGACGACUGCCUUGCCGUCUGCCCCUGGAACAAGUUCGCGCAGCCGACCCGCGAGGCCGCCUUCCUGCCCCGUGCCGAACUCACCGCGCCGCGGCUGGCCGACUUUCUCGACCUCGACGACGCCGGCUUUCGCAGGCUCUUUGCCGGCUCGCCCAUCAAGCGCAUCGGGCGCGACCGCUUCCUGCGCAAUGUGCUGAUCGCCCUUGGCAACGCCGGGAACAAGGCACCAGCAAAAGCAAUCGAGGCCCUGCUGAAUGACCCUUCCGCGCUGGUACGCGGCGCGGCGGUCUGGGCCCUGCUCUGCCUGUUGCCGCAGGAAGCCGUCGCGCGCCUGCGCAGCAGACAUGCGGCCGCCGAGAGCGACCCCGGCGUCCUCGACGAAUGGGCCCGGCUCGACUCCUGCGAUCCGCCCUACACGCUGAAACGACCGGUCGAGGAGCGUCUGCGCCUGUUGAACAGGGCCUUCGCCGAGGCCGGAUCAUGGGUGCUUUCCGGCUCCAUCGGCCAUUGGGGCGCGCCGCUCAUCCCACAGUUCGACCUGGUGAUUUUCCUCUCAGUGCCCACCGGGGUGCGCCUGGAACGCCUGCGCCGGCGGGAGGUCGAGCGCUACGGCAACCGGAUCGAACCCGGCGGCGACCGCCAUGACGCCAGCAUCGCUUUUCUUGAGUGGGCCGCCGAGUACGAAAUCGGCCCCCCGGAAGGGCGGAGCCGCGAAAUGCACGAAACCUGGCUGGAAACCCUCCCCUGCCCGGUUCUGCGCCUGGAAGGGGACCGAGCGGUGGUCAGCCAGCGCGCCGACAGCCUGGCAGCUCUCGCCCGGCACGGGCUGCCGGCGCCCGCCGUCGCAGAUGUAGGCCGCUUCGUCGUCGACUUCCGAAUCCUCGUUCACCGACCCAUGCGGUAUUUCCCGGCCUUCCACGAUCUUUCCAGCCGCUCCGCCCUGUUGGUGGGGGGCGGCGAACUGGCGCUGCGCAAGCUGCGCCUGCUGCUGAAGGCGCACGCCAAGGUCACCCUGGUGGCGCCGACCGAAGACGUCCGGGGACGCGCCCUGGUGAUCUCCGCCAGCGGCAAGCCGGCCGUGGACGAGGCGGUGGCCGCAGCGGCGGCCGAAGCCGGCGUCGCCGUCAACGUGGUUGAUCGGCCCGACCUUUCCAGUUUCAUCAUGCCGGCGGUGAUCGACCGCGACCCCCUGGUGAUCGGUAUCUCCAGCGGCGGCGACGCGCCGAUCCUGGCGCGCCAGCUGCGGGCCCGGAUCGAAGCGAUGCUGCCGGCCCGCCUCGGCGCCCUGGCGCGCUUUGCCGGAACCUUCCGCGCCGCCGUCGGCGCGACCAUUCCCCCCGCAGGCCGCCGGCGCUUCUGGGAGCGGUUCUUUACCGGACCGGUCGCCGAAGAAGUACUGGCCGGGCGCGAAACCGCAGCCCGCGAGGCCAUGCUGGGCCUGAUCAACGGCCCGGCGUCGCAGGCCGCGCCGGCCGGUUCGGUCGCCAUCGUCGGCGCCGGUCCGGGCGACCCGGACCUGCUGACCUUCAAGGCCCUGCGCCGCCUGCAGGAAGCCGAUGUCGUGCUCUACGACAAGCUGGUCGGCCCGGAAAUCGUCGACUAUGCGCGCCGCGAUGCGGAGCGGAUCUACGUCGGCAAGGCCAAGGCCAACCACAGCAAGAGCCAGGACGAGAUCAACGCCCUGAUGGCCGAGCACGCCCUGGCCGGACACCGGGUGGUGCGCCUGAAGGGCGGCGACCCCUUCAUCUUCGGGCGCGGCGGCGAGGAAAUGGAUUAUCUGGAGGCCCGCGGGGUCACGGUCGAGGUCGUCCCGGGCGUAACGGCGGCGGCGGGCUGCGCCGCGGCAGCGGGCAUUCCGCUCACCCUGCGGGGCACGGCCCUGGCCGUCACCUUCAUCACCGGCCAUGCGCGGGACGGCGAGCCGGAUCUGGACUGGACGAGCCUGGCCAGCGGCAAACAGACCUUGGCGGUCUACAUGGGCGUCUCGACAGCCGGCGUUGUCGCGAAGCGCCUGAUCGAACACGGGCUCUCCGCCGGGACCCCCGUCGCGGUGAUCGAGAACGGCACCCGCGACGACCAGCGCAUCGUCACCGGGCGGCUGGAGGACCUGGAUCUGCGCCUGCGGCAGGCGGCGGUCACGGGACCUGCGCUCAUCAUCAUCGGCGAAGUCGCCCGCAAGGCCAUGACCGGCGAAGACCGUGGCCUGGAGGCCGAACUGACCGCCCUCCCCCGGCGCUUGCCCGAAGCGUUGGCCGUCUGCGAUGUCGUCUAUCUCACCGAAAGCGGCCUGUGGACGGCCUGGCUGAACCAAGCCGUAACCAGCAACGACAGCGCCGCCCAGGACGACUUGCUGAAGCGUGCGGAGGCCGACGUGGCCGCACGCAAGAUCGUCGGCCCCUAUCUGGUCGAGGUCACCGAGGUGGACGGCAUCCUGCAGCCGCUGUCCACCCGGGAGACCAUCCGUGCCGCCGGCCCGACCGUGCGCGCCGAACACAAGACGAUGUACCGCUACGACGAAUUCGAUCUGGCCUUUGUCCGUCAGCGCACCGCCCAGUUCCGCGGACAGGUGGAACGCCGUCUCUCCGGUGAACUGAGCGAAGAAGAGUUCCGGCCCCUGCGCCUGAUGAACGGGCUCUACCUGCAGCUUCACGCCUAUAUGCUGCGCGUUGCCGUGCCCUACGGCACGCUGUCGUCGCGCCAGAUGCGUAGGCUGGCCAGCGUCGCGCGCGACUACGACCGCGGCUACGGCCACUUCACCACGCGCCAGAACAUCCAGUACAACUGGCCGAAGCUGGAAGACGUGCCGAAGAUCCUGGAGGAGUUGGCCGAGGUCGAGAUGCACGCCAUUCAGACCAGCGGCAACUGCAUCCGCAACGUCACCGCCGACCACUUCGCCGGCGCCAGCGCCGACGAAAUCGAGGACCCGCGCAUCUACGGCGAGAUCAUCCGCCAGUGGUCGACCCUGCACCCGGAAUUCUCGUUCCUGCCGCGCAAGUUCAAGAUCGCCAUCACCGGUGCGCCCAACGACCGCGCCGCUGUGCGCUUCCACGACAUCGGCCUGCAGGUCCGCCGCAACGCGGCCGGCAAGGUCGGCUUCGAGGUGAUCGUCGGCGGCGGCCAGGGCCGCACCCCGGUGAUCGGCACCACCAUCCGCGAGUUCUUGCCCAAGGCCCACCUGCUGAGCUACCUGGAGGCCAUCCUGCGGGUCUACAACCAGCUCGGCCGGCGCGACAACCUCUACAAGGCGCGCAUCAAGAUCCUGGUGCAGCAGACCGGCGCCGAGGCGUUCACCCGCCUGGUCGAAGAGGAAUGGGCGCAUCUGAAAGACGGCGCACUCACCCUGCCGGCCGAGGAGAUCGCCCGCAUCGAGAGCUACUUCGCCCCGCCGGCCUUUGAGGACCUGCCGGAGAGUGACCGCGGCUUCGAGGCGCGGCGCUUCGAGGAUCGGGACUUCGCCCGCUGGGUGCGCAGCAACGUCUCCGCCCACAAGGUCCCCGGCUAUGCCAUCGUCUCCAUCUCGCUGAAGCCCGAGGGCGAGGCGCCCGGCGAUGCCAGCGCCGCGCAGAUGGACGCCGUGGCCGACCUGGCGGAAGCGUUCAGCUUCGAUGAGAUCCGCGUCACCCACGAACAGAACCUGGUGCUGCCGCACGUGAAGCUCAGCGAUCUGGCCAAGGUCUGGGAGAUGCUGGUCCAGCACGGCCUGGGCACGCCCAACAUCGGUCUCGUCUCCGAUAUCAUCGCUUGCCCCGGGCUUGAUUACUGCAACCUGGCCAACGCCCGCUCCAUUCCCGUCGCCCAGCGCAUCACCCAGCGCUUCAGCGACCUCAACCGCCAGCACGAGAUCGGCGAUCUGAAGAUCAAGAUCUCCGGCUGCAUCAAUGCCUGCGGCCACCAUCAUGCCGGCCACAUCGGCAUCCUGGGCGUCGACAAGAAGGGCGAGGAGUUCUACCAGAUCACCCUGGGCGGCAGCGCCGAUGAAAACGCCGCCGUCGGCAAGAUCGUCGGCCCUGCGUUCUCCUACGACGCGGUGGUCGAUGCCGUCGACAACAUCGUCGAGACCUACCUGGAUCUGCGCCAGGACAACGAGAAGUUCAACGAUACAUACGCCCGUGUCGGCAUCGCGCCGUUCAAGGAGAAGCUCUAUGUGGACCUGAUCGUCACGCUGGAUCAGUGGCGCGAUCAGCGCGCGGCGCUGCUGCGCCGCAACGGCCGCCUGGGCCUGCGUCUGGCCAGCGACCAGCCGCCCGAAGACAUCGCUGGAGACCUGAAGCACUUCGACCUCAUCGCCCUGGAGUUCCCGAAGUUCAACGACGGACGCGCCUAUUCCUAUGCGCGCCUGCUGCGGGAGCGCCACGGCUUCAAGGGCGAACUGCGGGCCGUCGGCAAUGUGCUGCGCGACCAGCUCUUCUUCAUGCUGCGCUGUGGCUUCGACAGCUUCGCGGUGGCGGACGAGAAGACCGCGGCGGCCUGGAAGGACGCCAUCGAGGAAAUCCAGAUCUGGUACCAGCCGACUGCAGACGGCCGUGCGCCCAGCGGCGCGCUCGGCGCCGGCUUCCGAUCUUCGCGCGCGUCACAGAGCUCGGGCAAGAGCCUGGACCGGGGAGUCGCAAGAGUGCUGGCCUCACGGACGAGCAGAUCGGCGUUGACGGUUCGCCCCGCGGCCAACCAGGACCGGGCCCUGCGGCUGCAGGAGCGCGCCCGCCUUCUGGAGCUGCGCUACGGCGCCGCCGCCAGCGAGGUAGACAGCGAGACGGUGCUGGAAGCGGCGAUCAAGCAUGUCUUUCCCGGACGCAUCGCCGUGGUGUCGUCCUUCGGCGCGGAGUCCGCUGUGCUGCUGGACCUCGUCGCCCAGGUCGACCCCGCGACCCCGGUGAUCUUCCUGGAGACCGGGAAACACUUUCCGGAGACCCUCGCCUACCGCGACCGCCUGGCGGAGCGGCUGGGACUGACAGACCUGCGCUCGGUGACGCCGGCGACCGAGGAUCUUGCCCGCGCCGAUGCGGACGGCACCCUGUGGCGGCGCAACCCGGACCUCUGCUGCCGCCUGCGCAAGGUGCUGCCGCUGGAGCGGGCCCUCAGCGGCUUCAGUGCCUGGAUCAACGGCCGCAAGCGGUUCCAGGGCGGCCUGCGCGGCCAGAUCCCGGUCUUCGAGGCCGAGUCCGGCCGCAUCAAGGUUAACCCCCUGGCGCAGUGGGAUUCCGCAGAGCUGCGCCGGGCCUUCGAGUCGCGGGGCCUGCCGGCCCAUCCGCUUACAGACCAGGGCUAUGCCUCCAUCGGCUGCGCGCCCUGCACGGCCCCCUCCGGGGGCCCUGAGGGCGCUUCCCGCAGCGGGCGCUGGCAGGGCAGCGCCAAGACCGAAUGCGGUAUCCACAAGGCUCCCUGGGCGCGGCGCCCCAACCCCCUCGUUUAG
Messenger RNA from Symbiodinium sp. CCMP2456, 10740 nucleotides. The record is from the annotation of a GenBank genome assembly. NCBI's taxonomy places the organism in Eukaryota, Dinophyceae, Suessiales, Symbiodiniaceae.